Molecule: messenger RNA, 1132 nt
Organism: Anneissia japonica
Lineage: Eukaryota; Metazoa; Echinodermata; Crinoidea; Comatulida; Comatulidae
Product: A disintegrin and metalloproteinase with thrombospondin motifs 19-like
Exons: 3
Coding region: 401-832 (143 amino acids)
Source: RefSeq, a predicted model, not a curated record
UAACAAUAAUAGUAAUCCUUUUCGUUUAUAGUGUUCCAGCUACUGUGGAGUCGGAACUCAGCACCGUAUUGUUGUAUGCAACUCCAGGAAAUUCUGCGAAGUUUCCGAGCGACCAGAAAGUGUACGCGAAUGUAGCAACCAUUGUGAGGUUGUAUCACAUGUUAGUGAAUCAAACGAUUAUGAAAAUUUAGAAAUAGAAGAUGGAGGGCAAAGUGAUCAAUACUUUAUAAACCAGCAGUCAGAUAAAAUACCUGUAACAUUUGGGGAAUGGGAACGUCUAAACAAGCAGUCUACUGAUCAACAACAAAAGUUUUUGCAAAAAUUAGUGACACGUAACAAAAAUCACCCAGAGCGACAAACUGAUGAAGACAUUGUAUUGGCAAUUGAUAACGCAGCAUUAAUGGCCCCCGUUGAUUCAGAUGAAGCUAUGCAACGACAUUUGCUACCAAGUAGGAAAGAAGAAGUUGAAAAAUUGUUUAAGACUGUUGAAGAAGAUACAGUUGUACCAUAUCGGAACCCUGACAAAAUCGUAUGGCGCGUAGGGGAAUGGCAAGAGUGUUCCGUUUCAUGUGGUGAAGGCAUAUCUGAACGAACAGUAGAUUGCAUCAACUUGGCAACAAAUGAAACAGAUAAUAGUUGUUUCAAAAAAGACAAACCAGAUACUAUUAACUCGUGUUCAAGUCAUCCCUGUCCAAUUGUAUCCGGUUCAGUAGGGCCUCAGGAAAGAUGUACAGGAGACAAAAUGCCAUACACGCGAUGUCAGUUGCUUAAAUCAAGAGGGAACUGUCAGUACCUGAAAUACAAAAUGGAAUGCUGUUCAACGUGUGGAUGAAGAUGAGUGGACCUUUUAAACUGCGUAGCAACCACAGCGAAAAACAUGCACACAUUGUAACCAUAAUAACCUUGUUUUUUGUUUUUUUUUUUUAAUGAAAGCUACGCUUUAUGCUGGAUUUGUAUAACUCCACAAAGCUUUAAAAUAUUAUUUGAAUCAUUUCAAGAAAUUUAAUCACCGCCAAUUAUUUAUUAUUACAUAUUCAAGUGUGAUCAUCGUAUUGUGAGCGCUAUUAAUUAUUUAAAUUUAAGGAAUAAUUUUUUGGGUUGAUUAACAUCUAGUUUCCAUAUAUACACACAC